UUUUCGUGGGUGCAGCAAUGUACCAAAAAAGUGCAAAAGUUUAACAUUUGUUUACGUAAAUAUAUAUUUUUUCGCAUAUGUAGGUUCUUUAGAAAAAAAAAUUCUUACAAUUUUGUGGACUCCACUGUCUAUGCGGUGGUAAAGGUAUCGCGUGGCAGAAUAUAUCGAAUGGACAAUUGCGAGAGUGGUAUGAGAAUAAUGAGUCUGCGGACAAAAAGCAAGUGUCUUAUGUCCCAUACUUACUGUGAUCGCGAUUAAUUUCUUUCUGAUUUGUUGCAAUUUUUAGCGCGAGCUGCGAUCAUUAAUACGCACAGGUGAAGUUGUUUUCAAGUGCUUCCUGUAUCCAAACGAAGUCGACGAAUUUCCAUAUGUCUCUACGGACGACGUGAAAAAACUUUGAUGGAGUUACUGUCAACAAAAACUGUGAACAAUUGUGGCACGGUAUUAAAAACAAAAUUGAAUAUGGUCGUCUUGGAUCAUUCACUUUAUGUGCCAGAAUUGAAAACACGCGGAGAUUUUUUGACUGCUUGGGAUGGAAUCUCUUCGAUGCAAUUUGGAUUGUCGCUGACGUGGACAGCCGCGAGAACGAGAGAUAUAUCAUUUUCCGAUGUCUCGAAGCUAUUCAAUAGCCAGCCGGCGAGAUUGUGCGGUCUCGAAUACCGCAAAGGUCGUUUAUUGGAAGGUAUGGAUGCGGAUUUCGUUGUUUGUAAUCCAGACAGCACUGUUAAGGUCAGUUUUAUUUACAUUGCAUAAAUCUUGAACAAUAUGGAAUAAUCUUCUUUAGGAGUAUAUCAUAAAAAAUGUUUCGUUUCUUGAUCGAGAUAGA
Molecule: messenger RNA, 826 nt
Organism: Linepithema humile (Argentine ant)
Lineage: Eukaryota; Metazoa; Arthropoda; Insecta; Hymenoptera; Formicidae
Source: RefSeq, a predicted model, not a curated record